This is a messenger RNA of Leptinotarsa decemlineata (Colorado potato beetle), 798 nucleotides long. RefSeq names its product trypsin Blo t 3. Gene Ontology annotation, biological process: proteolysis. Gene Ontology annotation, molecular function: serine-type endopeptidase activity. The record is from RefSeq and is a predicted model, not a curated record. Lineage: Eukaryota; Metazoa; Arthropoda; Insecta; Coleoptera; Chrysomelidae.
GUGUUGAAAAUAACGAGACGUAUUGCAGGAGGACAAGAUGCUGACAUAGCGGAUUAUCCAUAUCAAGUCUCACUGAGUACCGAUGGACUUGCUUUUUGUGGAGGUUCACUGAUAUCUUCAACUUGGGUUCUCACUUGCGCUCACUGUCUCAAAAAUAUUACAGCCGCCCAAAUAACAGUCCUCGCUAACUCCUCCCAUAUCAAUGACGGUGUGAAAAGAUCAGUCUCCCAAGCUAUACCUCACGAAAAUUUUUGCUAUGACACCGGAGACAGCGACCUCGCCCUGCUUCAACUUUCAUCUCCUCUCGAGUGUGUCAACUGUAAACCGAUAACAUUAGCUAGAAAGGAACCCAAAGUAGGAGACUAUCUUGUUCUUACUGGAUGGGGAAGAAUAAGUGAAUUUGAUACCAGUGACGGUACCGAGAUACUUCAGUACGUUGAGAUUCCAGUCAUCGAUAGAACUGUCUGCAGAGAAAUGUACAGCCAUACUGUUGAAAUCAUAACGGAUAAUAUGAUCUGCUCCCUUUAUCCCGGAGGUGGUAAGGAUUCUUGUGUUGGAGACUCAGGAGGACCGGCUGUUGUAGAUGAUGUAUUAUUUGGUGUCGUAUCGUGGGGUAUAGGUUGUGCCGAAGCACAGUAUCCAGGAGUAUAUACCAGUGUUCCGAAGUUUUUAGAAUGGAUUGAAAAGCAUACUGGCCUAGAAUUGAAUUAAUAUAAAAUGUUGUUGAUGGUGAUGCACAGGUAGUUUAUUUCACUCGAUUCUGAAUAAACUUGUUUGAGUUAUUGAUGAAAUUUUGAA